Monopterus albus (swamp eel) is the source of this 734-nucleotide messenger RNA. RefSeq names its product dimethylglycine dehydrogenase, mitochondrial-like. Gene Ontology annotation, cellular component: mitochondrion. Lineage: Eukaryota; Metazoa; Chordata; Actinopteri; Synbranchiformes; Synbranchidae. The annotation marks the transcript as partial. The transcript is spliced from 3 exons. Gene Ontology annotation, molecular function: protein binding. The record is from RefSeq and is a predicted model, not a curated record.
AGCAGAAGUUAAUAAUUUGUUCUGCUGGUAAAACCAUGUUCAUUCAUUACACUUGCACAUCAGUUUUACAUUAUGCAAUGAAUGCAGUAAGAAACAUGUCAGUGAACAAUGUUGUGCAAUAAAAGUUACUCAUUAAAACACAAACACAGAAAUAACGUCAUCAUUGCUUUUGUGCUGUACUCAGGCCAAGUUUUCGACGCAUAAACUGGUUCAACCCAGUUGGCAGGGAGUGUAAGCUGGUGAUGGAGAAGGUGGGAGUGAUCGACCUGACACCUUUUGGCAAGUUCAUAGUGAAGGGGAAGGACUCACACAGGCUGCUGGACCGCCUGUUUGCCAACACUAUGCCCAAGGUGGGCCAAACUAAUAUCAGUCACAUGUUGACAUCCACUGGGAGAGUCUAUGCUGAGGUCACCAUCACCCAGCCGGCACCUGGAGAGUUCUUGCUCAUCACAGGUUCGGGGUCAGAGCUACAUGACCUCAGGUGGAUAGAGACAGAAGCUGCAGACGGCGGGUAUGAUGUCGACAUCAGCAACGUUACCGAAGAUCUUGGCGUGCUGGGUGUUGCUGGACCAAACUCCCGCAAAGUUCUUCAGAAACUGACAGAUGAGGAUAUGAGUGACACUGGAUUCAAAUUUCUCCACUGCAAGUCCAUAGAGUUGGCUGGCGUUCCUGUUCAGGCCAUCAGGAUCUCUUACACAGGUACUGGACGCUUUGAAAAGUCAUACAUGUCACCA